AUGUGCGGAGGAGCAAUCCUCUCCGACCUCAUACCCGCCGCCAGGUCGAGGCGGGUCACCGUUGACCACCUCUGGCCGCCGGCGGACGGGGACUGGCUCAACGUUUCCGGACAGAAGAAGAAGAAGCAGGGCCACAAGGAGAAAACCCCCUUCCUGAUCGAGGAUGAGGACGACUUCGAGGCCGAUUUCCGAGAGUUUGACGACAGCUCCGAGGAGGAGGAACAGGAGCUCCUCGAUGUCAAGCCCUUCGCCUUCUCCGCGAUAUCCCCCUUCCCCCGAGGUAAAAUCCUGCACAGAAUCGUGUACCAGUUAGAUUAAUUAGCGACCGACCCUUUUCUACUUUUUUCUCUCUCCUUGGGUCCGAUUAUUCCAUUUUUCUGCAGUUUUUUGGUAGCUUCGCAUCCUGAAAUUGUGGGGUGGGUGGAAUCUUCUUUGUCCACCUUUAAUCGGCCUGAUUUUUUAAUAUGAUCCACCUUCUUUCCCUUGAUUUGGAUCUUCUGGUUGGUUCUCGGAGGGCCAUCGCGGAGGAUUGUUUAUGGUUUUUCUCCGUCUCAGGCAUAUCUACCUUCAUGGAGCCGAGUCUUUGGAAGAUUUGGGCCUUAUUUACCAUCAUACGCUCUUCUAAACUCCUUGGUCCUUUCGGAAGUUGGUUCCGAAUGUUCCGUGCGGCUCCCCGAAGGAUGCUCUCUCCUCAGAAGGGUUUUUGUCACAGCUUUGCUCCGCUCUCGGGUUUCGACCAUCUCCAGACGGUUUUCCUAGUCUCAAUUCCCUCGGUUUCUUCAGCCUCCCUCGUCUAGUCGAGAUAUCAAAUCCCAGUUCAUCGGCGGUCUGUUUGCUGUUUCUUCGUACCGAUGUCGAAACAGGGGCAUGCCCUAGUUCAUCGGAUUGAUCUGAUGGUUUCAUGCGUACCUGCGAAUUAUUAUUAUUGUUUUUUUUAUCGUACUACGAUUUCUCUAUGAUCUUCUAAAGUUGGAGUAGGGCUUCGUCGCGACGGAGGACGAUCCAAUUCGUUUCUACGUUCGGUUUAAUUUAAUUUCUGAAAAUCUGGCGUGAUCUCAUACAAUGGUUUUUUAAGUUCCAGAAAUUGAUCUCGACCUGAUUCAUGGCUGAUGGGUCUUCUUCCGUUCCGUCGUCUUGAACCAGCCGAACCCGAGGGUCUCGCCGAGAAAAGCUCCAAGAGGAAGAGGAGAAACCAGUACCGGGGCAUCCGGCAGCGCCCGUGGGGCAAGUGGGCGGCGGAAAUCAGGGACCCGAAGAAGGGCGUCCGCGUCUGGCUCGGCACCUUCAACACCGCCGAGGAAGCCGCUCGGGCCUACGACUGCGAAGCCCGCAGGAUCCGUGGUCAGAAGGCCAAGGUCAACUUCCCCGAGGCGGCAGGUGCCCGGAGGCCCACUCCCAGAGCCGCCGCCGCCGGCCCGAAGGUUCCAAAGCCCGUAAACCCCGUGGGGAUGGCCAAUUCCUAUCAAAGCUUCAAUCUUGAGGGCGAUCUCGAUCGUGGGUCCUCCUCCUGCGAGCUCGAGUUCGUCGAGGAGAAGAAGGAAGUGAUUGUCAAGCAGCCCCAGUACUCCAAUUCCGAUGAGAGAGGCCAUUGUUUCACCUCCACUGGGGGCAGCAACUCAGACUGUUCGAGCUUCGCUUGGGCAACUCAGGAGUCCAAAGCUGCGGAGAUCAACUCGGUCUUCGCCUCGACUAGGUUCGAAGAUGAGAGCCCGCUGAAGAAGCUGAAGACCGAUGUCGCCUUGGAGGAGGGGAGCGCGCCGUUCGAUCUAUCCGCAGAGAUUCCCGAUUUCGAUUACGUCAACUUCCUUCAGGUCCCUUUCCUCAACGGGUGCGCUGGCGACUCCGUGGAGAUCCUCUACGGCGGCGGCGCCGGCGGCUGGGUCCAAGAGUGCGAGAACCCGAUCGACCUGUGGUGCUUCAACGACAUGCCGCCGGCUCCGGCCAUCUUUUGA
This is a messenger RNA of Spirodela intermedia, 1952 nucleotides long. The record is from the annotation of a GenBank genome assembly. Lineage: Eukaryota; Viridiplantae; Streptophyta; Magnoliopsida; Alismatales; Araceae.